UCCGUGCUCUGCUGUCAUAUUCACUCCAUGUGUAUCCGAUUGGGUGGAGCUGGAAUUGUGACGCAAUGCAUGGAAGCGUAUUUCAAUUGCUGCAGUUCUGAAACUGAAAUCUGAGGUCAAGCCUGUGCAAAAGUUGUUAUUUCGUACACAGAAUUUUGGGAUGACUAUGCAUGCAGAGAAUGAAGAGGAGCCUGUGCAUGCGAGCAUCACUCCAGCAGAGAGCCUACCUGAUGAACCAAUUGAAACCGCUCAAGCAGCUCCGACUAGACCCGCAGCAGGCAAUCUUGCGCAGCCACAAUCCUAUUCCCCAUUCUCAUUCCCUCCCCCAGCCGAUGACAAACUUCCCCAACACGACCCUGUCCUCAUCGCCUUGCCCGAGGAACUUAAACUGCAGCCCCUGGAGCUCGUAACGUCUGUCAUCAAUUUCCUUUUUAGAGUAACCGAAUUUGGGAAUGAAUCUGGGGUGGAACACAAGAUGGCUGAAAUUAUGACAUUGGUGAAAUUGGGGAGUAGCGCAGGCGAGGUGGGAGGCGUUGUGUCAGCGAAAGUUGCCGAGUUCGAGGGCACGAAGACUCCGAUCAAAGAAUUCAAACCGCCAACUUCAGAACUUCACAAGGGUAGCCCGAUUUCUUCGUUAAUGCUGAAGCAAGAAACGAAUAGCCCGGCCGAUGAUAGCAUUAUUGACGAGUCCGAGGGGGUGGGUUUGCAACCCAAUUUAGGGGACGGACAUGAUCACGAGAAAUACUCUUGGACGCAAACUCUCUCGGAAGUUUCAGUGCACAUACCUCUGCCUUCAGGCACGAAAGCAAAAUCAGUGUUAUGUGAAAUAAAGACAAAGACGUUGAAAUCGGGGAUCAAGAGCCAGAAGCUCGCUUUAGAGGGAGAGUUCUAUAAUUUGGUGAAGUCUGACGGCUGCUUUUGGAGCUUAGAGAGAGAUGGGACGUUAUCUAUUUUUUUAACCAAGUGCAACGGAAUGGAAUUGUGGAGCUGUGUGGUGAGUGGUGAAGGGAGAGCCUGAGAUUAAUAUUCGGAAGGUGGAACCUGAAAAAGCAAUCUGGAUGACUUGGAAGUUGAAACUCGUGCAUUCCAGAUUGCAGUGAUAAGUCCAGAUUCUUUUGAGAUACUAACAUUCUGAAAUUUGGCUUGCCUCCAACUGCAGCUUCCCGAAAUGAACUUCUCCUAGGCGAAUGUAUGUUAAGAACUGGUGAGAUGUUUCAUUUGAGCUUUCUGAAGUGAAAGCAUGAGCAUGAAAAAGUAGGGAAUUCAUUUCUUGUUACAAUUAUGUUUCAGUGAAUUUAGAAGACCAAGACUAUCUUGUUGACUGAAGGUUCGUAUGCAGUACCAUAUUUUUGUGCAAGGUAAUGAUAAAACAUAUAUCUCAGUUUUGCAUAUGACAUAGAAGACUUCAAUCUUCAGAAGCAGGAUAGAUUAUAUUCAUAUUUUGAUGAGGGAAAAAAAAUUGCAAAUCUUGUUUAAAACUUAAGCCAGAUUUGGCUGAGGAAUAUUCAUAGGUGACUAUUGUCAUUUAGAUGAUUAAGACAUAGAAUUGUGUAAGGGAUUUGUUUAUUGGAAUAUUAUGUGGCGAUGUUCUAUAGGACCUCUAAUACAUAU
This is a messenger RNA of Physcomitrium patens, 1611 nucleotides long. The record is from RefSeq and is a predicted model, not a curated record. Lineage: Eukaryota; Viridiplantae; Streptophyta; Bryopsida; Funariales; Funariaceae.